This is a messenger RNA of Aspergillus heteromorphus CBS 117.55, 882 nucleotides long. Its product is annotated as DUF1774 domain-containing protein. The transcript is spliced from 4 exons. Lineage: Eukaryota; Fungi; Ascomycota; Eurotiomycetes; Eurotiales; Aspergillaceae. The record is from RefSeq and is a predicted model, not a curated record. Bases 1 to 882 code for a protein of 293 amino acids.
AUGGCGACCUAUAAUCCAUUCUCUAAGCGCGAAUCGCAUACCCGCUAUUCGCUCGGGACCUAUCGCGUUCUCGUUCCCCUUUCGUGGCUGCUCGUCGUGGUGGCCGGCAUCUACUACUCCGGCCACGCUCCCCAUGAUGUCAAGCACGGCCAUACCAUCUGGAAGCAGGCCAACAAGCAUAUCACUCCAUUUAGUUUGAGCACGGUUAUUGGUGGGCUCUACUGGGUCAUUGUCCUUCUCUCCCAAGUCGGUUAUGUGUACCAUUUAUUCUCCAACGAUGCCGUAGUGGCCACUGCCGCCGCCAAUGUGGGAUCCCACUUCAUCCUGAACAAUCUCUUCGUCUUUGCUUGGAUCCUCCUGUGGACCCGCAGUCACUUCUGGGGUUCGGAGAUCAUCCUGAUCGCACAUUUCUUGAACCAGCAUGCGACUUAUUGGCGGCAUCGUACGCUGCCAGCGGUCGCGCACUUUGCUGCCGUCGCAGCGCCCUAUGCCUGGACCCUGAUUGCGCUGUUCUGGAACGGGGCCGUCGCCGUGAACAGCAACAGUCUCCCGGCGAGAAUUGUUGCCAAUGUCUUCAUCUGGGUGCUCUUCGCGCUGGGCUCAGCUCAUAUCCUGUCUACCCAGGACGAUCUCUUGGGUUACAGUCUGAGUCUUCUGACACUGGGAUUGGCCGUGAAGCAGUUUGGCGUCAAGAUCAUCUCCCUGCAGUGGAUCUUUGCCAUUGUCAUCUUUGCGGUUUUCUUCGCGGAGUCUCUCUACAUCUCGCUGACCAAGUACUCUGGCCGCAAUGUUCUGUUCCGCCGGGCUGGACAGCCGGCGGCGGCUGAUCGCGAGAGGGAGCCCUUGCUUCACGACCCAACCCAGCCGGCAGAGUCAACCUAG